Molecule: messenger RNA, 2025 nt
Organism: Rhineura floridana
Lineage: Eukaryota; Metazoa; Chordata; Lepidosauria; Squamata; Rhineuridae
Product: vomeronasal type-2 receptor 26-like
Exons: 6
Coding region: 1-2025 (674 amino acids)
Biological process (GO): G protein-coupled receptor signaling pathway
Cellular component (GO): membrane
Molecular function (GO): G protein-coupled receptor activity
Source: RefSeq, a predicted model, not a curated record
AUGGUUUCUCAAGUCCUAUACCUCUAUAAUAUCCUCUUUUUCACAGAACAGCCUUCACAGAUACUGAUUGAUGAACCUAUUUGUAAAUAUUAUUCCAGUUCAGUGCCAAAGAACUACCAGCACAUCCUGGCCUUAGCAUUUGCUGUGAAAGAGAUAAAUGAGAAUCCCAACAUCUUACCAAAUAUCUCUCUGGGGUUCCGCAUCCUCAAUAGCUACUACACUGCAAGAAUGACCUAUAAGGCCACCCUGAGCCUGCUUUCAUCACAACACAGGUUUGUGCCCAACUUCAAGUGUCACAAAAAUAAUAACCUCAUAGCUCUCAUUGGAGGAUGCAUCUCUGAAGUAUCUGCCAAUAUGGCCAUCAUUUCAGCAAUCCAUAAGACUCCACAGCUCACUUAUGGAUCAUUUUUGGCAGUGCAGGGUGCUAAAAUGCUAUUUCCAUUUUUAUACCAAAUGGUCCCAAAUGAAGCCAAACAGCAUAUAGGAAUUGUACAGUUACUUCAGCAUUUUGGAUGGACUUGGAUUGGGCUUGGUGCUGUGGAUGAUGACAAAGGUGACAGAUUUUUAGAGACAAUGUUACCAAUACUUUCUGAGAAUGGUAUCUGUUAUGACUUCAUAUUAAGACUAGCAAAAUGGAAUUAUCUAGAUGAGAUGAUACGCUUGGCUUUAGAAAACUGGGAAAGCUAUGCAGUUAUUGUUGAGAGAAAAGCCAAUGUAUACUUAGUUUAUGGAGAACCUCCAUCCUUUCAGGUUGUCCAUCAUUUUCUAAAGGGCAUCGUAUUCAACAACAGUGCAGGAGAUACUGUGUACUUUGAUGAAAAUAGAGAAUUAGUUGUAGGUUUUGAUCUUACAAACUGGAAUAUUUUCCCCAAUGGCUCUAUGGUCAGGGUGAAAGUUGGAAGAUUGGAACCUCAGGCUCUGCCAGGCAAAGAGUUAACCAUUAAUGAUGAACAAAUUGUGUGGCAUCAUAGCUUUAAUCAGGUGCUGCCCCUCUCUGUGUGCAAUGACUACUGCUAUCCUGGCUCCAGCAGGAAAAAGAAGGAAGGAGAGAAAUUUUGCUGCUAUGAUUGUGCUCCGUGUCCAGAAGGAUUUAUGUCUGGCCGGAAGGAUAUGGAUGCCUGUGUCAGUUGUCCAGAAGAUGAGUAUCCCAACAAGGGCAAAAGUCAAUGCAUUGCCAGAGUUGUAAGUUACCUCUCUUACAAAGAAAAUUUAGGGAUCAUGUUGACUGUCUUGGCAAUUUCUCUGUCCUUGAUCACAAUUGUAGUACUUGGAAUUUUUAUGAAGCACAACGACACUCCCAUUGUCAAAGCCAACAACCAGACACUCACCUACAUCCUCCUCAUCUCCCUCCUCCUUUGCUUCCUCUGUUCUUUACUCUUCAUUGGACAACCUGGAGAGGUGAUCUGUCUUCUCCAACAAACAGUGUUUGGCAUCAUCUUCUCUGUGGCUCUUUCUUCUUUGGUGGCAAAGACCAUCACUGUGGUUCUGGCAUUCAUGGCAACCAAACCAGGAUCCAGUGUGAGGAUAUGGGUGGGGAAAAGAUUGGCAAAUUCUAUUAUUCUUUCCUGCUCCUUUACUGAAGCUGGAAUUUGUGCUCUUUGGUUAAGUACUUUCCCUCCAUUCCCAGAUAAGGACAUGCACUCGAUGAAUGAUGAAAUCAUACUCAAAUGUAAUGAGGGCUCAGCUUCUAUGUUCUAUUGUGUCUUGGGCUAUAUGGGUUCCCUGGCCAUAAUAAGCUUCAUUGUGGCUUUCCUCGCAAGGAAGUUACCUGACAGUUUCAAUGAGGCCAAGUUCAUCACUUUCAGCAUGUUGGUUUUUUGUAGUGUUUGGUUGUCCUUUGUACCAACUUACCUGAGCACGAAAGGAAAAUACAUGGUGGCUGUGGAGAUCUUCUCCAUCUUGGCUUCUAGUGCUGGGUUACUGGGUUGCAUCUUUUCCCCUAAAUGCUAUAUCAUUUUGUUGAGGCCUGAGCUGAACAACAAGGAGCAAAUAAUUAGGAGGAAAAAAAUGAAAGAAUUAAGUUAA